AUGAAGUGCCAAACCCUCCUCCUUGUCGUCGCGGCCCUCGUGCCCUCCGUCCUGGCCGACAAGCCCAAGCUGAACCAAUACCGCACCAUGGACGACUGCAACAACGAUGCCAACAUCUUGUAUCACGCCGCCCCCGUCUCGGGCCGGUGCUACAACCUCGACGACGCCACGGGCGCCUUCUUCUGGAACACGGGCGGCAUGCUCAACCCCAGAGUCUACACUGGCAAGGACUGCCACGGCACUGAGGACCCUCUUUCCACCCGUGGCCGCUGCUAUCCCAAGGGUAUUUACCGCUCUUACAAGUGCUGGUAA
Messenger RNA from Chaetomium globosum CBS 148.51, 312 nucleotides. RefSeq lists its product as uncharacterized. The record is from RefSeq and is a predicted model, not a curated record. The coding region runs from base 1 to 312 and encodes 103 amino acids. Lineage: Eukaryota; Fungi; Ascomycota; Sordariomycetes; Sordariales; Chaetomiaceae. The transcript has 3 exons.